UGACAAGGAAGGUCACACCCAGCGGUGACGCAGUGAGUGGAGCGGGCGAGAAGGAAACGGCCACGCCCACCUGGUGAGCACAGAAGCAGUGGGGCGGAAGGCCCCUGGCUGUGGACAGUGACAGGAGGCUGCAGGUUUGGCUUUGGUUCCAGGCCAGGGGAGAGAACUGAAGGGCUGGGACCAGAGGCAGCUAUUACUACAAAAAUUCACAGGCAGAGGAGAAAGAAUCCAACCAUAGAGAGCUAUUGCGGGAAUAGAGAAGACCGGGGUUCAUCUUUAGAGGAGGAUAUUGAAGCAAAAAAAAAAAACCCAAAACAAAAAACCCUCCUAUCCCAAAGAGUAACGUCAAAUGGUCACCUGCCCAAAAAGAAUUCGUAGAAGAACUUACAAAAGACUUUAAAAAUCCGAUCGCUCUGGCUGCACUGGUUGGCAUGGAGUCCCGCAAGCGGAAGUGGAGCGAAGUGGCAGCGAUGGCGGAGACUCUGACAGCGGAGGUGGCGACUGCCACGGCCGAGGGUGAGGGGACCUCGGGUGAGAGAGACGUGUGGAUGGGGGUGGCGGCGGAAGGCUCUGGCGAGUCAGGGGAAGGCCUGGCCCCGCUGCCUGGGCUGUCCACCUCGGCAGCUGCCGACGACGACGACGAGGACGACUCAUUCAUUCCCCCGGCCAUCUGGGACCCGACCCGGAGCUCGGACUGGGACAGCGAGCGCCCGGGGCCGCAGUGCCUGCUGCGGAUCAAGCGGGACAUCACGGCCCUCUAUAAGGAGCCGCCCCCCGGCAUGUUUGUUGUGUCUGAUCCCCUGGACAUGACUAAGAUCCAUGCAUUGAUCACGGGCCCGUUAGACACUCCUUAUGAAGGGGGUUUCUUCUUGUUCCUGGUUCGCUGUCCUCCAGAUUAUCCCAUCCGCCCACCGAGGGUCAAACUGAUGACCACGGGCAAUAACAGGGUGAGGUUUAACCCCAACUUCUACAGCAGUGGGAAAGUCUGCCUGAGUAUUCUGGGGACUUGGGAUGGCCCUGCCUGGAGCCCAGCCCAGAGCCUCUCCUCCGUGCUGAUCUCCAUCCAGUCAUUAAUGAAUGAAAACCCCUAUCACAAUGAGCCUGGCUUUGAGCAGGAGAAACACCCAGGAGACAGCAAAAAGUACAAUGAGUAUAUCCGGCACGAGACCCUCAGAGUGGCAGUCUGUGACAUGCUGGAGGGAAAAUAUCUCUGCCCUGAGCCCCUGAGGGAUAUGAUGGAGAAGUCCUUUCUGGAGUAUUAUGACAUCUAUGAGGUGGCAUGCAAAGACCGACUACGCCUCCAAGACCUUCAAAUGGAGGAACCUUUUGGGGAGAAGCGAGGCUGCUUUGACUACGAGUUUCUCUUGAUUCGCCUCCGGGCAAUUCGUCGGAAGGUGCAGCAGAAACAUCAGGAGCACAGUGCUGUAAUAGACUCUGAUAGUUCAUCUAAAAUAGAGACUGAUGCGCAGGGGAGCUCAAGGGCCUAGAUGCCCCCCACCCCAUCACUGGGAUAAAGAGGCAUCACAUCUCCCCCAGCCCCAACAGCAUCCUGCCUGAAGCAAGAACCAAGGACACUCAGACCCCAGGGUGGGAGUGGGCUGUUGUUUGCAACCUUCUUGGCAUCCUGGUACCAAGGACCAUUUUCAUCCCUUGCCUAGGGCCAACCCCAAGGUACUGAUGCAGGAGAGCCCUGGAGCAUGGUUCUCUGGCAAAAAACUGAUGGACAUUUCCACUGGAGCAGUUUGUUGGGGAUAAAAGGCAAAGACUGCAACUUCCAGAGGGGGUUGCUCAGAAUAGUCACUGUGGAUACCAGAAGGGGGGAGGGAGGGAAACGGGGAGGGUGUCACAUGACCUGUCCAGGUGGUUGCCUGCCUGUCUCUUUCAGUCAUGAAGCUGGGCUUUCCCCUUGCUUAACCCAGCCCAGCCUAGUGUAACCUCCUGGACCUCAUUUCCUGUCUGUCACCACAAUUUUGUUUUCCCUAAUAUAUAGUCACUGUCCUAGACAGACCAAAGAGAAGGAACAGUGGUGGAGUCUGGGCUACUGGUCAGAAAGCUUUACCUAGCACCCCAAUAAAAAAAAAAUCAAAUGAGAGAGAUGGAGGAAAAACUAAAAAAAAAAA
Phascolarctos cinereus (koala) is the source of this 2120-nucleotide messenger RNA. Its product is annotated as ubiquitin-conjugating enzyme E2 Z-like. Lineage: Eukaryota; Metazoa; Chordata; Mammalia; Diprotodontia; Phascolarctidae. Gene Ontology annotation, cellular component: nucleus. The record is from RefSeq and is a predicted model, not a curated record. Gene Ontology annotation, biological process: negative regulation of apoptotic process. Gene Ontology annotation, molecular function: cysteine-type endopeptidase inhibitor activity.